This is a messenger RNA of Aureobasidium vineae, 372 nucleotides long. Lineage: Eukaryota; Fungi; Ascomycota; Dothideomycetes; Dothideales; Saccotheciaceae. The record is from the annotation of a GenBank genome assembly.
AUGUCUUCCUCCGAGCAAACCUUCAUCGCUAUCAAGCCCGACGGUGUCCAGCGUGGCCUGAUCGGACCCAUCAUCUCGCGCUUCGAGUCAAAGGGCUUCAAGAUGGCCGCCAUCAAGCUCAGUCAGUUACCACUACCAUCUUCUGGCCGUGACGCCGUCAAGACCGGCCGCACCCUUCUCGGUGCCACCAACCCCCGCGACUCCGCCCCUGGCACCAUCCGUGGCGACUUCGCCAUCGACGUCGGCCGCAACGUCUGCCACGGUUCCGACACCGUCGAAAACGCCCAGAAGGAGAUCGCUCUCUGGUUCAAGAAGGACGAGCUCAACUCCUGGAAGCUCGCCCAGAACGACUGGAUCUACGAGAAGCCUUAA